CGCGUCCUCUCCUCAUAUGGUUUCCAUUUGUUCAUAAGAGUUCCUCGCGACAAGUUAUCAACAAUAAACAAAAUGUACUUUUUUUUAGACUUUCGUUCGGUGCUAGUUUUUAUUGGUCAACUAUUAGUGUUGUUUUAUGUUAUAUUUGUAACAAAAAAUUGGCGCUUUUUCAAGUUUGCUUGGCACAAUAAUGGAUUUUUUUUUCCAAUGUUUCCAUUUAUUGGGACAAUGUAUAUUGCCGUUAUCGCGGGACAACGAAAAAAUGUAAUUGCAAUGGCCGAUUUCGUGCAAAAAUAUAUAGGAUUUCCAUUUAAUCUAUGGCACGGAUAUGACUAUUAUUACUUCACACAGGAUCCAAACGAGGCAAAAACUUUAUUGCACAAUUUAGGCGCCCAGAACAAAGGCACGGUAUACAACGAUAUAGCUUAUGUUUUUCAAGAUUCCUUAUUGACCAUAGAGUACAAGAGAUGGAGACUACGUCGUAAAGAAUAUGCUAAAUGUUUUAAACCUAGUAGCCUAAAAAUGUUUAGUUUAGAUUACUAUAAAGGCAGUAGUGAUUUUAUAAGAGAAAUUAUGGCUCAAAAUGGUAGACAAUCGCUGUCCUACGACGAUUUCACCAAAUAUGCUUUUAAAAACUUUUUUUUGACAUCUCUUGGUUUGGAUAAACAACCCGAGAACAUGCAUCGAUUUGGUGAAUGUUUAAUGCAAUUCCAGGAAGACGUGGCUCAAAAGUUAUUAGAUCCAUUAACGCCUGUGAGCAUGUGGUAUUAUUUGUCUCCGGGUGGACGAAAUACGGCUAAAAAUAUGAAAGAAAUCACGUCUAUAAGUCGGCAGAUAUUUGAAGAUAAAACAAAACAAAGAGCAGAUUUUAAAGCAUUUAUUGAACACGAAGAUAAUCCAGCAUUGCUUGAUUUAAUGAUGAGCUUGAAAGGAACACUUCUAAAUGACAAAAAUGUAUUGGAUGAUCUGGUAUUUUUCUCAGCUGCGGCUUCUGACACAUCCGGUCAUUUUCUAAUGAUAUGCUUUACUUUGAUAGGAAUGUUUCAAGAUGUACAGGAAAAAAUAUAUCAAGAAAUAGUUGAUUUGGUUGGCCAAAAACCAAUCCUACCAGAUGAUGUGCCAAAACUCGAAUAUAUAGAAGCAGUAGUUCAUGAAACUCUAAGACUCUUUCCUGUUAUACCAAUCCUUAGUAGAAAAUUAGACAAGGAUGUAGAUUUAGGCGACAAAGUUAUUCCCAAAGGUUCAAACGUUGGAAUUUCCGUUUAUCACAUCCAAAGAAAUCCAACUUACUGGCCGGAUCCUCUUAAGUUUGAUCCUACAAGAUUCCUGCCAGAAAAUGCUUCCAAAAUCCAGCCAAAUACUUAUAUGGCAUUUUCCAGCGGCCCUAGAGACUGCUUAGGUAAAGCUCAAGCUCUGUGUAUGUUGAAAAUAACUAUUGCAUCAGUCGUGAGAAAUUUUAAAGUUCUUUCAAAGCAUAAAUCAGUUGAAGAGUUUAAAGUUAUGUCUGCGUUGUCGUUGAAAACUACGCAUCCUUUGGAUUGUCGUUUUGUGCCUAGAACUGCAGAGCUCCAACAUGGAUCUCAAGAAGAAAUUUAAGGAUGUAACCAAAUAUUGUUAAAUAAAUUG
This is a messenger RNA of Ceutorhynchus assimilis (cabbage seed weevil), 1626 nucleotides long. NCBI's taxonomy places the organism in Eukaryota, Metazoa, Arthropoda, Insecta, Coleoptera, Curculionidae. The record is from the annotation of a GenBank genome assembly.